This is a messenger RNA of Penicillium brasilianum, 339 nucleotides long. Lineage: Eukaryota; Fungi; Ascomycota; Eurotiomycetes; Eurotiales; Aspergillaceae. The record is from the annotation of a GenBank genome assembly.
AUGCUACUGAAGAUCGUUGAGAACGAUGAUUUCCGUGACAUUAUAAUUCACGAAGGCGAAUCAUUUCUUCUACCAGGAAACACGCCUCACUCUCCGAGAAGAUCAAAGGACACGAUCGGCCUAGUAAUGGAACGAGCUCGUCCGCCACAUAUGAUCGACCGGAUCCGGUGGUAUUGUGAUAAUAAAGCGGCCCAUGGCACAGUCCCCACAAUCAUCAGAGAGGAGUCGUUCUACUGUGCAGAUAUUGAAACACAGCUCAAAGAGGUUAUUGAUAACUGGAUGGAGGACGGGGAUAGCCGGAGAUGUGGCAGCUGUGGAGAGAUCGCUCCUACCCAUUGA